This is a messenger RNA of Coturnix japonica (Japanese quail), 837 nucleotides long. NCBI's taxonomy places the organism in Eukaryota, Metazoa, Chordata, Aves, Galliformes, Phasianidae. The record is from RefSeq and is a predicted model, not a curated record.
AUGGACCCUGCCCGCCUUGUCCUCUUCCUCCUAUUGGUGGCCAUGAGUUUUCAGGAGAGCUGUGCUGCUCCGUGGCGAGCACGGGGAGCAGCCCGGAACUGUUUCCGAGGCGCUCCUGUGCGGAAGGGAGAGAAUAGUGUUGUGAAGGAAUCCCUGGCUUUAAUUGCAUCCUGCGACCUUGUGGCUGAAGGGAUGCUCAGUAGCAGUUGCUUUGUCCUGUGUUCAUUUGCAGAUUUGACUAGAGGAGUUGAUCCAGCUUCCUCUCUGAGAUCUGGAACUGAAACUCUGUCGGAUCGCGCAGAAGUGCCCCCAGUGUGGGCCUUGCCCGGUCAUCGGUUUCCUCCUGUGCUGGAGCCCAGCUGGAAUCCCAGCAGUCCGGAAAGAGAAGAGGAUGAAUCCAAACGAGGAAAAUACUCUCAGGGCUCAUCCCGUCUCCUGAAGCGACUGCUGAAGGAAAUGGAGAAGGCAGAGCGUGGAACGGACCAACAAAGUGAGCGGGAUGCACUCCAGGAAGGUGGAUAUCCCACACUGCCCGUCCCGGACAGAGGAAUGCAGGCAGCACCAACCGGCAUGCCAGGGAUGAACACAGGCAAAAGCACAGAGGCUGCUGCUCACACAUCUGUGCGGAAGCGCCGCAUUCCGGUGACGGUCUCAGCGAUGCUGCUGCCUGCGCUGGUGCUGGCCGUUGGUGUUGUGAUAUGGGUGCUCAAAGACUACCUAGCACGCAAGAGGGAAAAGAGAGCAGCAGAACAAGCUGAUCCCGAUACCGACAGUGAGGCUGUUCCGACUGGAGAUGAGAGCAGAUGGAGCUGGGGAAGGCAACGAGACAGACUCUGA